AAAUUAAAGGCGUUCCAUCCGUUCCUGUGCUUGGGUCUUUAUGGAACUCAACUCGUACUACAUGUGAGAAGUGAACCGUGAGUAUAUUUCCUAUCAUCAUCUCCUCCUCCGUGAGCUCAGAGACCUUCCUACUGCUCUUGACUACCUGGAUUCUAUUACCUGGAGAGACUCUCUAUCUACCAUCUCAGUUGAAGGGCCCGGGAAGGUACUAUUGCCAGGUACAGAUACAAACAUCUUGUUCAAGAUAAGUCAGCUCACUUGCCUGGAUACCAUUCGACAUUGCACAUCAUGCCCUACCGAUCACCUUACCCACCCAUCGACAUCCCCAAAUGCAACAUCCUAUCCUACCUGUUCCCUUCGGAUAAGCCGCUCUCGGAGAAACCGUUAUGGAUCGAUGCUGCCAAUCCAUCCCACAGCUUGUCGCCCGCCCAGAUGCUGUUAUGGAUCAAACGGCUGGCUGCGGGCCUUGACCGAAUCGGCGUGGGCGAGUCUCAAGCAAUCCUGGUCUUUACUCCCAACCAUCUCUAUGUCCCAGUCGCAUAUCUAGCCGCCGCGGGUUCCAAGCGUUUCUUCACCGGCGUCAACCCCAUAUAUACGGUCGGCGAAGCCGCCCUACAGAUGAAGACGGUCUCAGCCGCUGUGGUCCUAGUCCAUCCGUCACUGCUCGACACAGGCGUCGCCGCCGCCAAGCAAGCCAACAUUCCCGCCGACAGAGUCUUUCUCUUCUCCGACACACCGACCGAAACUACCAAGGGGAUCAAAGAUUGGAGGACCCUGGUCGCAUCAGAGGACGAAGCCCGCUCGUGGCAGUGGGACCCAUUGGAAGGAGAGGCAGCUCUCAACACCAUUGCCACCAUCAACUUCUCCAGCGGCACCACAGGCAUCCCCAAGGGCGUGUGUAUCACCCACCGCAAUUUGAUCGCCAACGCGAGCCAGUCCAUCCACAAUAAAUACGUGGGCACCCCGUACUCAGGCGACCGGCCUCGACCAGAGCGAUGGCUGACCUUUCUACCAUUAUACCACGCCUACAGCCAACUAUGGACCAUCAACAUUGCAUGUAAACUGGGCUUCCCAGCCUACAUCAUGUCCAAGUUUGUAUUUGAGGAUUUCCUGAAAUACAUUCAGAAAUACCGCAUCACUGAAAUGCAGGUCGUGCCACCCAUCAUUGUCAUGUUGGCCAAACGAGCCGAAACAGCCAAAUACGACAUCAGCAGCGUGAAGCGCAUCAUCUGCGGAGCAGCCCCCUUGUCAGGCGACCUACAGAAUGAAGUAAAUCGACGAUUCGGACUAACCAUCGGUCAAGCUUGGGGCAUGACAGAGACGACGUGCGUGGGGAUCAUGAUCCCCGGCGAAACCGACGACAAGACCGGGAGUAUCGGACAUUUAUUACCCAACACGGAAGCGAAGCUAGUAGACGAAGAGGAAAACGAAAUCAAAGAGCCCGGAACACCAGGCGAAUUAUGGCUUCGUGGUCCCCAGAUGUUGAAAGCAUAUUGGAACAAUCCCCAAGCCACACGCGACAGUAUCACAGCAGAAGGUUGGUUCAAGACCGGCGACGUGGCUGUAUGCAAAGACAAUAACUGGUGGAUCGUCGACCGCAAGAAAGAAUUGAUCAAGGUGAACGGCCUACAAGUCGCCCCCGCCGAGCUCGAGGCCGUUUUACUCGAACAUCCUGACGUUGCUGAUGCGGCGGCCGUAGGCAUGCUCAUUCAUGACGAGGAACGGCCUCGUGCGUAUGUCGUUCUGCAACCGACGAUCAAUGCCAAUGGGAAUAAAGACUUUGAAUCCGAUAUUCAGGCUUUUGUCGCUGCUCGACUCGCGAAACAUAAACAUCUAACCGGAGGUGUUGUCCUGGUCGAUGAGAUUCCCAAGUUGGCAAGUGGUAAAAUUAUUCGGAAGUUGCUCAAGGAAUGGGCGAAGAGAGAUGCAAAGGCUCUUGAGGGGACUUCGAAGCCAAGGUUGUAAAAGGUAAGGAUAUGGUUGAUACUCAUCUAAGUACUUAGAUGGUUUGUUGUAUUCUGGCGAUGUCUGGACUACGAUCUACUUAGCUCGUGUCGUGCCCUUGGCUUGUCUAUAUAUGUAGAUUGGUUAUGUAUAUACUCUUAGAAAGGCUGGGAUUGCGUGGGCAGUGAAGAAUGAUAGGUUACGUUGGGUUAGAUUCGGGUUAUUGACUUGGAGUUUGUAAAGUGUCAAGAUGGCGAUAG
This is a messenger RNA of Exophiala mesophila, 2204 nucleotides long. RefSeq lists its product as uncharacterized. Gene Ontology annotation, biological process: secondary metabolic process. The transcript has a single exon. The coding region runs from base 289 to 1965 and encodes 558 amino acids. The record is from RefSeq and is a predicted model, not a curated record. Gene Ontology annotation, molecular function: CoA-ligase activity. Lineage: Eukaryota; Fungi; Ascomycota; Eurotiomycetes; Chaetothyriales; Herpotrichiellaceae.